Molecule: messenger RNA, 2058 nt
Organism: Thelazia callipaeda (thelaziosis nematode)
Lineage: Eukaryota; Metazoa; Nematoda; Chromadorea; Rhabditida; Thelaziidae
Source: the annotation of a GenBank genome assembly
GUUCGAAAAGAAGCAUUGGAAAGUGAUUCAGCAGUGAUGCAUGCCAACGUUGAAGUAUAUAGGCCAGCAGAAUCUGGUGAAUAUGAAACGACAAUUAUUGAUAGAACGCAAGCAGUUCCAUCAUUACUUGCCAUCUCUGCUUUAGCCAGCAGACUUAAAAUGAUCAGUAUUUACGUAACAUUUACUAAAAAGGAUGACGUUGCACAUCAAGCGAUAAUCAUUGAAUACGAGAGUGUUGUGGAGGAGGAAGCUACGCUGAACCUGACUAUGCUUACAGCACCUCGAUUUUAUUCCAAAGAAGAAGAUGUUUGGUCAUAUAGAAAGAAACACCAAGAAGUAGAUGAUAAUAGGAAGAAUGUUGUGGCGGUUUUUGUGGAAGUUGAAGCUACGUGUCCGGAUCAGACUGUGGAAUUGAUAGCAUCAAUUAAUUUGCCACCAUCAGCUCCUGGAGUCAUAGAUGGAACUCAAUCUGCACAGUCAGUCUUCGAAUCUUCUUCUUUCUCGUGGUCUGAAUCUUCAUCUGCAGGCAUGAUUCAAGCGCCCAGAUUCAUCAAAGCUCUGGAAAAUACUACGGCAGUAACUGGACAAUGUCAUCGGUUCAAAUGCAUUGUUGUUGGCUCGCCAACACCAACAGUUCGAUGGUAUGUCGAUGGCGAUGCAAUUCAUAACUCUGAUGUUUAUCAAACAGUUUAUGAAGAUGGCGUUUGCAUUUUAAUCAUUCGAGAACUUGCGAUUGAAGACGAAGGAGAAUAUUCUUGUGAAGCAAACAAUGAUGCCGGUCGAGCCAUCACAAAAUGCUUUUUACGAAUUAUCACUGAAGCUGAUCUCAAAUGCCAAGAACAAAUUAUAUGUAGCAAUAUACUACACGGCAGCAAACUCAACGCCAAUAACGACAAUUUCGCAUUUUUGGCUGAUAGCAUUAGCUCAGAUUUUGAUGUAAACAGGGUCAUAUGUCAUAAUUCUUUUCCUGAUUGCAGUAGUCUAAGUAAAUCUAGCACUGCUCAUCCAUUGGAACAAACGUUUUGUAGCGCCAGUUUUGAAUUUAUGAGAAAUAAGUUAGUAAAGGCUGAAGCAUUAGGAAUUGUUACAUGUUAUACAUCAACUCAAAAAGGACUACGCAGAAAUCUUGCAUCCUUAGAACAAAAUUCAAAUAUUAGUAUUUGCAUACCAAGUGCAAAAAUGGUCUGUGAAUUUAUUUGGCCUUGCGCAAACUCAGAAGAAUUUAAAUUUGGUAUAAUUUUGCCUACGGAACAGACGACAAAUAUUCUGAUUAAGAUUUCUAAAGCUGCGCAAGCGGAACAAAGUCAGCAUCUAUUAAGUGUGAAAAAAUCACUAUACGAAACGGUUUCACUAGCUAUCUGCCAACCUUGGGAAGAACUUGUAUUAUGGAAAAGACCUGAAAAUGAAUACAUUUCUAACAACGCAUUUGCUUUGAUGCAAGAAAAAGCAUUACAAAUUUCAGCCCAAAUUUUAAUAAGAAAUAAUUGCAAAACUCCCCAUAAAUCGCUAACGAAAAGCUUUGAGCUAAAAAGUGACUGCAUUGUUUGCAAAUCACAGUUUUAUGUGGAUAUUGAAAUUGAAAUUGAAAAGAAAGUUCGACAAAGUAUGGCAACUUUUUCUAUUUUGGUAUGUCCGAUUUUGCGAAUACAACAGAGCAUCAGUACACCAGAAACUGUAACAAAAAAAAGAAAAAAUGAAUGCAGAAGGAGGACAGGAUCGAAUACCUAUUCUUUUCCUCAGAAUUUUACAAAUAAUGGACAAGAAAGCUGUUGCAAUAUCACUCCUAGUAAUGGUAUCAUCGAUGAAGAAACUGAAAUUCAUUCUAAUCCGAGUGCAAUCGUGCAAAGAUGUGUCGAUGAAUUACUUGAUUCUGAAAUACCAUCAUCUGCCUCUUAUGCAGAGCAAGUUUAUAAAGGAAAUGAGAGGGAUGAGCCAAGCAAUAAAACAAUAGGAAAAUUAUUAGGAACGCUUAUCCCUGAAGUCUUUCUAAGUUGUUCCUUUCAUCGCGAAUCUGAGCAUAAUGAAAUGGUUGAAAAUUUGCCCUCGCCUUUACUCUUA